AUGUUCAGAGAAAGUAUUGAAAUCAAAGGUAUCGAUGACUGGAGUCUAAAAAGUUUAAAGGUGGCUCCAACUAUUGCCCAAGGAGCCGUGGAAGGUACGGCUGCAACAGUAGAUAUCACUAAAGACUCGUCAAUGGCCAAGAAAAUGAAUGACGAGGCAUUGGCUCUCAAUAGCAAGAAGGAAACCAGUGGCAUCAUCUUAAUCGCUCCGGCUUUGAGUAUCCGAUUGUCAGAGCUGGCAUAUCAGCCCAUGAUUAAGCACGAAGACUUUGCGUCUCAAGUCAUGAAAAACUUAAAAUAAGUAGAAGUUGAUCUACACAACUUUGUGCUAGCCUGCUAUUCGAAAGAGUAAGAUAAAGCGAUAGUAGAGAUAGCCUAUGAAACCGGUGGGCUACCGCUUAUAAGAUCCAAAACAAUUUGCUGAAAGCAAAAAAAAAAUGGGAUUGAGAGCUAGGUACCAUGUGAUGGGGUAUUGGUACAGACAUUCAACAGUACCAUCAUGGUGUUUUUUUAUUUCUUUUUCUUUUUCUUAAGUUGGACUUAGAGUUGUUUUAUUUGUAAUUGCGAUUGGAAGGUUGUUGCGAGGCAUGAAAUGAUAUAGAAUGAAAUAUCAUGCAUCCAAUGAAAUUAAAUCUGAUCUUAGUUACUGACACCGAAUAAAUCUAGACCGAAAUAUUGAGUG
This is a messenger RNA of Sphaeroforma arctica JP610, 681 nucleotides long. RefSeq lists its product as hypothetical. NCBI's taxonomy places the organism in Eukaryota, Ichthyosporea, Ichthyophonida. The record is from RefSeq and is a predicted model, not a curated record. Bases 1 to 300 code for a protein of 99 amino acids. The transcript is spliced from 2 exons.